This is a messenger RNA of Lichtheimia ornata, 2664 nucleotides long. RefSeq lists its product as uncharacterized. The transcript is spliced from 10 exons. NCBI's taxonomy places the organism in Eukaryota, Fungi, Mucoromycota, Mucoromycetes, Mucorales, Lichtheimiaceae. Bases 1 to 2664 code for a protein of 887 amino acids. The record is from RefSeq and is a predicted model, not a curated record.
AUGCAUUUCGACGAUCGUUGUAGUGUAUCUUCAAUGGUAGGCGAACGACAUAUGGUUGAGUCCAAAGCAAUUAAUGCAGCCAAGUAUGGUGGUACCCCAGCAACAGCACAUAUGGAAUCCAACAUCACUGCCGAUUCUGCGAGCGAGAUAUUCGAGGACGCAUUCGAUAGCGACAGCAGUUUUGGUGAUGCCGUUGACAAGCCAACCAUGUUGGACAAUGAAAAUCAUUCACAACAACACGAUGAUUAUGCGAGUCAAGUGGAAGCAUUAGCAGUAUCCAUGGCACCUGGAAAGCAUCGCCCCAUGAUGGAUAAUGACCAAAAGAAGACUAGCAUGAGGGAUGGCAUAGCCCAUAAUGGUGGCCCGGCUAUUAUGCAUGUAAUCCAACAAGAAACAGAUCAAGAAAUUGAUCCAUCAUCACCUGAAACUUCGCGUCAUCAUGGUCAACAAUAUCAAAGUGAUGGUGGCAACGAGGUUUUAUUUGACGCCCACUACUCUGAAAGCAGCCGUUCGACACGAAGUACCAGUUUGACGGAUGACAGUAACUACAACAGGCUUCCAGGAGGAGGAGGAUGUAUGGAUGUCGUCAUGCCUUCGAUUGAACAAUCCUAUCGAGAAUCAUUUGCCAUCCAUGACCAAUCAUUUGAAGCAACAAGUGGUGGUUCUACAGAUGAUUUUUACCGUGCGGCUCAUAGCAGCGAAUUUGAGCAUUCAAUUGAAGAUCCAAUCGACCUGGAUAUUUUUCGAGACAACGCUAUUACUGUCAUCCAUGUCAAUCCUAAGCACAUUGCCGUCAACAAGCUCAAUCCACGAGAACAAGAGGAAGCUGAUGAAUCUAUGCGUGAAGGAAUGAGGAAUCUAUUUGACAACAAUUUCAUGAAAGCAAAAGGGAUAUUCCAAUCCAAGGCAAGCUUUGAGCCACUUUUCUCGCUUGGUUUGGGUGCCAUGGCAUUUAUCAAAGCCAUGAUGACGUACCAAGAGGAAGAUAUCAAGACGGCCAUGAAUGCUCUUAGCACAUCCUACACCAUCGCCAAAGCACAAAUCGACAAUGCUUAUUUCAAGCAGCCGAUCAAGGCGACCCUAUCGCACUAUUUUUCAUCAUUCCUCUAUGGCAAAUCAAAAUCAGGCUUACCUGCAGGUCCAGGUCCCGAAUCACAAAUGGAUGAGCAUGGUUGUGUGCCAGAAUUUAUUCCCAAUGGAAUCUUGCGAGCACAUGUUAUCAAGGCAGAGAGCUGCUUGCUGAUGGGGAUCCUGCAGCUAUCACAAGAAACGGUCAUGAACUAUAUUAAAUGUGGGCUCAACUUACGCCGAGCGUACAAUAGCUAUUGCCUUGUGUGGCGUGAAUACAAACGAAUGGGCCAAAAGUAUACAAAGUACAUGGAUCGUGAUACAGUAUCAGCUAUUCAGUUUGGCAUCGGCGCUGUCAACCUUUUACUAUCAUCCAUGCCGAGCAAGAUCACCAAACUUUGUUCAUCGUUGGGUUGGCAAGGAGACAAGCAGCUUGGUAUUGCAUUGUUACGGCUUUGUAUCGAAGAGCGUGGUAUUCGUGCUCCAUUGGCAUCCCUUGUCCUGCUUUCUUAUUAUUCAAUCCUUACGUCGUUUGCACCACAAAUUUAUACCAAAGAUCAGAUGAGUUCGGCCAUUGAGUGUCUUUUGGAAGCACAACGCAAUUAUCCAAGCUCGUGUUUUUUCUUAUUCUUUGCUGCACGGAUUGCACGCGUGGCACGCAACAUACCCUUAUCCACCCAAUCCUUUUCCUUUUCAGCUGAAGCAUGUCAUGGCGAGUGGGCUGAGACGGCGAUGCGACAAGUGGCUGACUAUGAGACGGGAUUCAACCUUGCAUUACAACUCGAUUGGGAAGGUGCAGCCAAAUGUUUUGAACAGCUUAGCCGUGAGCACUAUUGGUCAUCUGGUUUCUGCUUAUAUUUUGCUGGUACUUGCAAAGAGAUGCUGGGCAAGCGUACGGACUGUAUUCUUGCCAUGGCCGAUGUAUCCGAUCGCCUUGCAAAGCAACAACCGACAUCAAGUAAAUCCUAUAUCGACAACUAUGUGGAGAAAAAAGUGGCAUUCUUUCAAAAGACCGGAUACCAGGAUAUGUCUCUUAGCUUACCAGCACUCGAAAUCUUGCUUGUAUGGAACGCGUUUGUACAAAUGCAACCUAGUGCGUUGGAGACGUGCCUGGAUCAGGUACAGCGCACGCUUGAGCUCAUUUAUCAACGAGAAAAGAACGAGUACGACAUUCGCAUUCAUGAACUUGUGCCAUCCAUUCAACCUCCCGAUUAUUACAAGCAACGUGCAGUACUAUUACUCAUUAAGGCAUCCAUCCUCAAUGCGCUUGAACGACACACUGAAACUAUUCCUCACCUUAAUUGGAUCAUGGAUCAUCGUGAUCGGAUCAAAGAAGAGUCUUGGAUUAUACCAUUUACAUAUUGGGAGGCCGGUGUGACCAGCUGGGGAUUAGGCAAUGUGCCAAAGAGCCGUAAAAUGUGGCAACAAGCCCUUUCAUUUACAAAGUACGACUUCGAGUACAGGAUGGCUAUAAGGCUGAGCUUGGCAUUAAUGCGCUGUGAUGAACUCGACGCUGAUGAAUAUGUCGAAUCAAGAGAAACAAAAGGGCUUUCAACACAAAUACGAAAGCGUAUGCCCAUCGUCAUUGAACAUUGA